Messenger RNA from Pelodiscus sinensis (Chinese soft-shelled turtle), 979 nucleotides. The record is from RefSeq and is a predicted model, not a curated record. NCBI's taxonomy places the organism in Eukaryota, Metazoa, Chordata, Testudines, Trionychidae.
ACACUCUGCCGGCCGCACUGGGGGCACAAAGCGGGGAACCCCUAAGAGCGCACAGACCAGCCAACGUGACUCUGGAUCCAGACACGGCACUUCCCCAGCUCAUCCUGUUGGAGGAUGGGAAACAUGUGAGACUGGGAAGCACCCGGCAGCCACUGCCCGACAACCCGGAGAGAUUUGACUCUGUGCCCUGUGUGCUGGGCCGAGAGGGCUUCCGCUCGGGGAGACAUUACUGGGAGGUGGAGGUGGGGGAUGGGCGAGGCUGGGCUGUGGGGGUGGCCAGAGAGUCUGUGCACAGGAAGGGAUGGAUUAACCUGAGCCCCAAGAGCGGGUUUUGGGCUGUGGGGCGAUAUAAGGAUCAGUUCGGGGCUCUCACUUACCCUGAGGACACCUCCCUGCCUCUGAGCCCCCCCAGCAGGAUCCGGGUUUGUCUGGACUGUGACCGGGGGCAGGUGACAUUUAUCGAUGCUGGAACUGAGGCCUCGAUCUUCACUUUCCCGCCGGGCUCCCUCCCCGGGGAGAGAAUCCGACCCUGGAUCAUGGUGGGGGUGGACGCAGACGACUGGCUCCGACUGUGUCCCUGACACCAGCCCCUCUAGCUUCACACACCCCAGUCUCUGUGACCCUAGAGGACUCCCCUAUAUUCUGCUCUGGCUCCUCAUCUCUAUGUCCCCAGAAGCUCCUGCCCCUUCCUUCAGAUCCAGAGAAGCAAGGUGGAAGAAACCUAUUGCAGCCCCAGGGAGCAGACAAGCCCUGAGGGGCAGAGGUGGGGGCUGGGCAGACAGAACUAAUAGCUGGGCUGGGGCCAGGCAAAGAUGGGGGCUGGGCAGGGACAGAGCUAACAGAUGUCCCCCCAGCACCUGCAUCUGACUCUGGGCCCAAUGGGAGGAGCAGAGCCCAGCACCAGGCCGACGACAUGACAUUUGAGAGUCUAGGCACAGCCCUAUGUCGGUGUCUCCCCAACGGGCACCAGGGGGAGAGG